Messenger RNA from Saccharomyces mikatae IFO 1815, 1353 nucleotides. It is a transcript of the gene LPL1, whose product is annotated as putative hydrolase. The record is from RefSeq and is a predicted model, not a curated record. NCBI's taxonomy places the organism in Eukaryota, Fungi, Ascomycota, Saccharomycetes, Saccharomycetales, Saccharomycetaceae. The coding region runs from base 1 to 1353 and encodes 450 amino acids. Gene Ontology annotation, molecular function: monoacylglycerol lipase activity. The transcript has a single exon.
AUGUCUUCAAAUAAACACCUUUUUGUGUUGAUUCACGGGCUAUGGGGCAAUUACACUCAUAUGGAGUCUAUGAGAACAAUUCUUUCCGCUACAUUGAAGAAGGAAGAUAUUAAAGAUGACAUGAUAUACUUUUUACCCAAAGAGAACGCCAUGUUCAAGACUUUUGAUGGUAUCGAAAUCAUUGGGUACAGGACACUGAUUGAAGUUUGUGAAUUUAUUCGGGACUAUAAAGACGGAAAAGUUACUAAAAUAAGCGUAAUGGGAUAUUCACAAGGUGGUUUGGUGGCCCGAUUUAUGAUUGGUAAGAUGUUGACUGAGUUUAAGGAAUUAUUCGAGGAUAUUGAGCCACAGUUGUUUAUUACAAUAGCAACACCACACUUGGGGGUAGAGUUUUACAAUCCUAUGGGCAUAGCAUAUAAAAAUGUGCUGUAUGGUGCAUUGAGGGCCCUUGGUUCUACUAUUUUGGGUAAGAGUGGAAGAGAAAUGUUCAUCAAAAAUUCUAGUAACGAUAUAUUGGUGAAACUGAGUCAGGGCGAGUAUCUUGAAGCACUCUCGCUAUUCAAGUGGAGGGUAGCCUUCGCGAAUGUUAAAAAUGAUCGUACGGUAGCCUUUUACACAGCAUUUAUCACAGAUUGUGAUCCAUUUAUAGAUUUCGACAAUAAAUUGAAAUACACCUUCGAAGAAAAAAUCCCGGGAUCUGAUUAUAGAGGUGUAUUACCAAGAAUUGUUGACCUGAAUGCUUUAAACAUCAACUUCCAUGCUCCCAUUAAACCAAUCAAAAGUUAUAAAAAGUGGGGACGCACCAUUCUUUUGAUAUUAGCUGCAACAUUUCUGAUUUUCCCGAUAGCCCUGGUCAUGAAUGGACUAGGAACCGCUUAUAGUUAUGUUGUUACUUGUAAGUAUCGUAAGAUGCUUUCGAAUGGCCUGCUUCAUAAUGAGGUUAGGGGAAAACUAGGACUGACGGAGCAAAUAAAGGGCUAUGUUACAGAUGCCUAUGGUUCUAUUAUUAAUUCGGCUUUGGACAUGGAUGAAAAUUAUGAGGCAAGUAACACAAGCCUCGUAAACGAAGAAGAGCUCCCCUGGAAGGAAUUCAUCCAAAAGUAUUCCACUAUAAAUGAUGGUGUCUGGAAAUCCAAUUUUAAAAAGUUACCUUUUGAUGAGAAUCGAAAAACCAUCCUAAAUAAUUUGAAUAGGUUGAAAUGGAUUAGAGUUCCAAUUUACAUCAAGGCCGUCAAUGCACAUGGCGUGAUUGUGGCUCGUAGAGGACUAGAUGAGAAUACAGCAGCUACUGGUAUAGCAUGUGUGGAAUUUACGGGGCAAUUAUUAGCAUAUUUGAUGCAAAAGACCAAUUAA